Messenger RNA from Megalopta genalis, 3434 nucleotides. The record is from RefSeq and is a predicted model, not a curated record. NCBI's taxonomy places the organism in Eukaryota, Metazoa, Arthropoda, Insecta, Hymenoptera, Halictidae.
UCGAGGGGUGGCGGUGCGGUAGCUACGCGGCGACUCGCGCCGAAACAACCCUCAGUGUGAAACUUGUCGCGCACGGUUACGGUUACGGUUACGGUUACGGUUUCGGUUACAGUUACGGGUACAGGGCACAGGUAUAGGUACAGGUACAGGUAGGAGAUACGGGUACGGGAACGGGUACUGGUUACGAAUUACGGGUACGGGUGCGGUAACGGACUAUUCGUCUUAAAAUUUUCUCUCGUGCCUCGACACAAGAUCUCGCGUAGCGUGUAUAGGAGAGAUAUUUGAAUCUGUUCUCGGUGACGUUUAGUCGUGUGCUUCGAUCCUCAUCGGCGAUCACCGUGUCUCUCCGGGCAGUGCGACUUUGUAAUCUCUGUUUGUUGGACGGAAAAGAAGAGCGGUCAGAAUUGGUCGGGUGACGGCCCGAAUUCGAGCAAAUUCGAGGAGGAGAACGACGAUACCAGCGAUCGACGAUCCCAGGCAAGACUGCGGAGUGCAUCGUCUCGAUGGCAGUUCGGAUCGGCGAGCGUUGAGAGCAGCAUGAGCCGCUGAAGGGGCGCUUUCCGGCUCGCGGAAGUGGACGAGAAGUGGCGGCACCGCGAGGAAGAUGAGAGUCCCAGAAAGUUGAAGUAAAAACCUGCACAACGAACAGCAACAGCCUGCCUCGUCCAUUGCGACCAGCCAAAUAUCUCACGUUAAGAUGACAUAGAAUGGGUUGGGUGGCGCUUGGGCGGUGUGCGGGUGGUGGCGGCCGCCUCUCGUCCGUCCUCUCGCUGUCUCUCACCUCCCUCGCAAGCUCCCUCAUCUUCACCAUCCUCUGUAUCCUCACACUUGCCCUCACUCUUGUCACCCUCGUGCGUGCCGAGGACAUCUUCGAGGAGGGCAAGUCGGACAAGGAGAUCCUGGACAACUUGCUGCUGUCGACCCGUUACGACAAGCGGCUUCUGCCCCCGGUCCAAGAUGCGGAUUUCUGCUGCGGAAUGCGAUGGCCUGGUGACGCCACCAGCCUGUCGAACCGGUCGUCAACCUCCUCUAACGACCCCAAGAACCAGUACAAGAACCAGAACAAUAACCACUACACGCCGCACCAACACCUUCGCACCCACCUUCGCGGAACCUUGACCGUGAACGUGAGCGUGCUGUUGCUAAGUCUGGCGUCCCCGGACGAGUCCAGCUUGAAAUACGAGGUGGAGUUUCUGCUGCAACAACAGUGGUACGACCCGCGGCUGCGCUACAGCAACCGAUCGCAGUACGAGUUCUUGAACGCGAUCCACCAUUACGACGACAUCUGGUUGCCGGACACGUACUUCAUAAUGCACGGAGACUUCAAGGAUCCGCUCAUACCCGUUCACUUCGCCCUACGGAUAUACCGCAACGGCACGGUCAACUAUCUUAUGAGGCGUCACCUCAUCCUAUCCUGCCAGGGUAGACUGAACAUCUUCCCCUUCGACGACCCACUGUGUUCAUUCGCGAUCGAGAGCAUAUCGUACGAGCAAACGGCGAUCACGUACGUGUGGAAGAACGACGAGGGUACUUUGCGGAAAAGCCCGAGCCUGACGUCGCUGAACGCGUAUCUCAUUAAAAACCAGACAAUCACGUGUCCGAUCAAAGUAAGCUGGCGAGCUGACGGACAGAUCAUGGUCGACUACGAGGACGAGUUCGAUGAAUUCGGGGACUCAAAGUGCUCGCUGUGCCAGCGCAGGUUUGAGGAGCAAGGUAACUACAGCUGCCUGAAGGUGGAUCUGAUUUUCACGCGAGAUCGUGCCUUCUACUUCACGACGGUCUUCAUCCCGGGGAUCAUUCUGGUGACCAGCUCCUUCAUCACCUUCUGGCUCGAGUGGAACGCCGUGCCGGCGAGAGUGAUGAUCGGUGUGACGACGAUGCUCAACUUCUUCACGACGUCGAACGGUUUCCGGUCGACGCUUCCGGUCGUGUCGAAUCUGACUGCCAUGAACGUGUGGGACGGCGUGUGCAUGUGCUUCAUCUACGCCAGUCUACUCGAGUUCGUUUGCGUGAACUACGUCGGCCGGAAGCGGCCGAUGCACAACGUCGUCUAUCGUCCCGGAGAGAAUCCCGUGACCCAGCGGCUCCCAGCGGUGCUCAGCAGGAUAGGGAUAAUAUUGGCCAGCCCCUUGGGUAAAAAGAAGCGAGAGGGCGGUCCGCCACCAGGAGCUACGACAGGACCGAACGAGAUCGUGACCUGCACCAACUGUGGACCUAAUCCCUGCACGCAUACGGCCACCAACGGAUGCACCGCCGAGCUGAGAAAAAAGGAGCCGCCGCAUCCGAUCCGCGUAGCGAAGACGAUCGACGUGAUAGCGAGAAUCACCUUCCCGGUCGCCUAUUUCAUGUUCCUCACCUUUUUCUUCAUCCACUAUAAGGGCACCUCGUAGACCGGCACUGGGCACCGGAGGAGGCGAUCGUCGAGAGGACUCUCCACCGGUCGAUCGUCGAAUCGAAGGAAAAUCGACGGACUGUCCGCGUGUUUCGCGCGGUUAUCGACGGCUGUUCGUAGAAAAGAGAAGAGAAGAGAAGAGGAGGGUAAGAAGCGCAGAGAAGAAAAUCAAGGAUCGGCAAAGAUCUGUGACCGGGAGAACGCGAAGGAGGGGCGCACUCUCGCAUCGUAUUGGUGGAUUAGCCUUUUUCUCGUCCUUUACUCACUACACGCGAUUACGGUUAAAAGCACAAUUUCCCGACGAGUUCGAUCCAGCGACCGAUCGACAACGAACUCACACGAACACAUGUACACAAACACGAAACACGCAGCGAAGAUGGCCAAAGAGAAGAAAAAGUAGAAAGAGAAGAGAGGGAGAAGGAGAAGGAGAAGGAGGAGGAAGAGGAUUGAGUAUAAACGGAAGAAUAUGCGCGUAGAACACGGAACACGAUAAACACGUACACACGCUCGAUUUCUUGACUUCUUUUCUUCUCUUGUCGGAUAGUCACGCCGCUAAUUCGAAGACGCUUCUCUGACAAAUUAGCUGAACGAAUCAAAUCUUCGUAAUGUUUAAGGAAAACGUGUUACCACUUACUCUCGUAUAAUCUCACAGACGGUAAGAAUUAUAGGGGUAAGGUCGAUGCAAGUGUCGUCCAUGAAAUCGCUAACUCGUGAUUCGCCUUUUACUUAACGAUCGACCUCUUUCUUUUUUCGGUAUCUUGUUAUCGAUUAAACGGCAUUCGCGGCAAGCUCGACGCGAUCGCGAGCAUUCUUAGCUCUGUAUUCGUGUAGACGUUUAAGCGAGAUAAAAACCAAAAAACCAGAUGUAAAAUGAAAAAAAAAACACUACGAAAAAUCACAAAAAAAGUACCAUCGACAGACGAUGAAUUAUAAGAAAAGAAAAGACGUUCGCUUUUAAACCGACGCGCGGUGGGGAGCAGGGCUGCAAAGCAUACAAUUCCGCUGUACAAAAAGAAAUAAACUAUAUGUAUAUAUACACAUA